AUGUCUGGGGCAAUGGACUUUUUACCUCCAGAGGCGAAGAAUAGCAAACGGGAAAGGAAAUUCAAGGUCUACAUCAGCAAAGGCGAACUGGAACGAAUUCACGAGUGGGUAAAAGCGAAACCUGAUAUCCAAACAGGUUAAUGUUGUUUACAUGUUUAUUGCAACGUAAAUAAAUAAAAUACAGUAAAUAUCCGAACCAUCAUCUUCUCAAUGAAAGGCUGCAAUGGUUUUUCAAUAACGUUUCCUUCGCAUGAGAUAAUACAGAGUCGUAUCUAGGUCUGCAAACAAGUUGUUACAAGUCUGUUCACAAGCUGUCGACAAGUUGUGUUCGCAUUGCUUGUUCCCAGAUGUUGUAACAAGUUUGGAACAAGCUGUUAACAACUUUUAACAAGCAUGAUGGCAUUAUCAGACUUGUUACAACAAAUCUGAUACUGUUGUUCUAACAAGUCUGAUACAGUCAUGAUAUAACAAGAAUGUUACAAGUUUGCAGACACAAAGUUGUAACAACAAUAUCACAACUGUAUCUGACUUGCUGGAACAACCUUGCAACAAGUCUGAUAUAUCAACAAGGUUGCUACAACUGUUAACAAGUUGUUCCAUACUUGUUGACAACUUGGGACAAGCAGUGCGAACACAACUUGUUGACGGCUUGUUGGCAGACUUGCUACAAGAUCGAAGAUUUUCGCGUGUGUAGUUGGGCAAGCGUAGACAAGCUUAUAAGCAGUUACUUCAUCUUGACAUACAGUAAAAUGCUCUGUCUGUUUGCCGCAUUAUACAACAUGCAAGGAGUAACAUCUUUUCUUCGCCCAAGUCCGUCCAGACAGAUCAUCCGUCGCUAGGAUAGGUCUAGUCAAUUCACGAAAUAAUAUCUGUCUAUAAUUUUAAGGUGGUGAUCUGUUCGGCUUAUGGCUCGACGAGAGCACAGCUGUGGUCCAAUUUGUUCUCGGGCCUGGCAAAGAUUGUCGCAGGACAACAACAUCGUUCUUUCAAGAUAUUUCUUAUCUGGAACAUGCCGGAAGCUAUUUUACAAAACAACACGGACUUUGCAACAUUGGUCAAUGGCACAGUCAUCACGAAAUACCGUUGUUUGAACCGAGUGCUGGUGAUUACAAUAUUGUGUGGAGUAACAUGCCUACAUUAGGUAUUUAACUAUGUAUUUGUUUUGCGAUAUAGUGAAGUAUAAAUAUAUCUUUUGGACAAUUUUUAAUACUUUCGCUUCAGUCUCUCUGACCGAGGUUUGUUUCCUGCGAUAAACAAUUGUCUGAGAGUCGAAUGCUUCUAGUUUGACUCUGUCAAGGGAGAACAAUUUAGAACGUUUCAGUGUAAAUAAAGUUAGUUUAGUUCAGGUUUCUUCCUGUAUACUAACAUUGGACAAAUACAGGUAUAAAGGAAUGGCCCUAACUUGGCUUCCAAAGAAGAGUUAAAAUUAAGCUCUUAAUUCUUACAGGUUUGGAGAGAUACAUUGUAUUCAUCGCAAAUAUAAAAGACUCUGAUGUCACAGUAAAUUGCUUUCUGUUCGAGAUUAAAAAUGGUCAAAAGCUUCCACUUAAGAUAGGCUGCAUUGACGAACUUCAAGGAGAAAGUCCCUUGCGUUUGAAUAAUGCUGUGAUGGAAAUCGUAAGGAUUGGAGCUGAGAGCUUGAACGAGAAAGACCAAGUGUCUGGGCCUAUAGAAGGAAACUCUGGUCAAAGUGAAACUGAAAGCACAACGAUAGCCGAUGAAGGAAUCCCUACAGAGAAUGGAAUGUGUGGUACUCUUAGUAUUGAUGACAAAGAUAAGACAGUUUUUGCUAGUACGAGUGCCUCCGAAAGCAAGGAGAUAGUUGAUAACAGUGGAAGAGAGACCAGCAACAACGCUAUCAACAACGACAACAGCAACAACAAAGACAACAUCAGCCGCCAAAACAACAACAAGGACAACAAUGUUCAUAAUAAUGAUAUUAAAAUCAAUGGCGGCAACAACGACAACAAAAACAUCAGCAGCAAUAACCACCACCACAACAACAACAACAACAACAACAAACAAACCAAAUUACCCGGAACUGCAGCUACGAGCGGUGGGACUGCUUCUAAACUACCUUCUUCCUCGCUAUUAGGAUUGAAUGACAUGUUGCAAACCCCAUCCAACGAGAAACACCCAAACGAGCCCCAACAACAAGUUACAACCGAGCAACAACCUAACAGAGCAGGUGUUACCCCAUCAGAUGAGUCCGCUCCGCUGAACGAUAAGGGGACACAAGAAACGGAACCAGGACAUGAUAAGUCAGUACUACAUCGUAGCAGCAGCAGCAACACCACAAACAACAACAAUAUCAAACACAACAACAGUAACAACACCACUCCCACCACCGCUAACAAUAACAACAACAGCAGCAACAACAUCAUCACGAACAACAAUACCAAACAAAACAACAGUAACAACAGCAACAACACCACCGUUAACAACAACAACAUCGCAAACAACAAUAGCAAACAAAACAACAGUAACAACCCCACUCCCAUCACU
Messenger RNA from Paramuricea clavata, 2505 nucleotides. NCBI's taxonomy places the organism in Eukaryota, Metazoa, Cnidaria, Anthozoa, Malacalcyonacea, Plexauridae. The record is from the annotation of a GenBank genome assembly.